This is a messenger RNA of Myxocyprinus asiaticus (Chinese sucker), 1784 nucleotides long. Its product is annotated as probable global transcription activator SNF2L2. Gene Ontology annotation, molecular function: protein binding. The record is from RefSeq and is a predicted model, not a curated record. The transcript has 6 exons. Gene Ontology annotation, biological process: chromatin remodeling. The coding region runs from base 198 to 971 and encodes 257 amino acids. Gene Ontology annotation, cellular component: RSC-type complex. Lineage: Eukaryota; Metazoa; Chordata; Actinopteri; Cypriniformes; Catostomidae.
GAGAGAGAGAAAAGCGAGCUGCAGGCCUUUCCACGGGGACAAUCUAGCAGAAAGCUGUCUCACAGUUAUUCCUUUCUCACUCCCUCUCUUUCUCUCUGCUCUCUCUCUCUCAACAUCCUAACGCCAGUUGAUUUGUGUUUGAAAAGCUGGGCGCUUUUCGCCCCCCUUUCGGGCUGUGCGUUUUGAGUGAUCAGCUGAUGAAGAGACUGUCUGCGCGCUGCAAUGCUGGUUUGCUAAUUCUCUCCCCUCCAGACUGGAGCCAGCCUGGAGACCACAGUCAGUCUCAGGCUAUCCAAAACGGAGUGUCUGAGGUUAUGGAGGAGGAAAGCAACUUGAAGAAAAGAAAAAGCGAUCAUCAAGGCAACCAGGGCUCUGAAACUGGUCAGGAGGUGGUGGAAAAGGUCAAAAAGCGACGGGGUCGCCCUCCUGCUGAGAAACUGCCUCCCAAUCCUCCCAAGCUCACAAAACAAAUGAACACCAUCGUGGAUAUGGUCAUCAACUACAAGGACACAUUGGGCCGACAGAUCAGUAAAGGUUUUGUCCAGCUGCCUUCAAGGAAAGAGGUGCCAGAGUACUAUGAGCUCAUCCGCAAGCCAGUGGACUUCAGGAGGAUUAGGGAGAGAGUGCGUAAUCACAAAUACAGAUGCAUUGCAGACCUGGAGAAGGAUGUCGUGCAGAUGUGUCACAAUGCUCAGACGUUUAAUUUGGAAGGGUCUCAGAUCUUUGAGGACUCCAUUGUGUUGAGGUCUGUUUUUGAGAGUGCAAAACAGCGGAUAGUUGAACUCAGCGAGGACAAUGAUGCUGUUGGAAGCAGUGAGGCAGAUGGUGGUGAUCAUUUACAUCUAGAGUCUCCUAUUUCAGAGACAACCAAUCCCAAGCUAAGUGAACAAAAUGAGAGAGGUCCUAGUGAUUCUGGUCCAAAGGAGAUGGUUACAAACAGUGAUGAAGACAAAGAAUGGCAAAGAAUGUGAGAACACAAGAGGACUAUUGAAUUAGACAACCAAACGAGCCUCAUACUUUGAACAUUGUAUGCCAUUAUAAGAAAAUCGUGUGGCCAUUUUGCUCAAGGAUUCAGAAAAUGAUCCCCCUAUUAAUUGGUAUAACUUUAUAAAACAUUUGUAUUCUAAUAACAACAUUGUUACUACAGUGCUUCUGAAAUUAGCAUUGUUUUCAUGUAUUUAUAAAAUGUAAAUAAGUCCAUAUGAUACAGAAACCUGAAACAGAUUGGUAACAUGGUCAAAAUAAGCAAGGUCUAUAAGUUCAGACUGCCUGAAAAGUUAAUUUCGGUGGAAAAAUGCUGAUAUGACAAAUUAUGAUGUUGUAUGAUAAUUUAAAAAAAGAUGCAUUCAGUUUUUCAACAUUGGAUACAAUGUGCUAAAUUUGCAAGAUCUCUGUUUCAGAGAGUUUUUUAUCAGUGGUUUAUGUGACUAUGAGUACUUUGUCACCUCCUCUUUGUACGUUUCCAUUUCCUCCAUUAACUGUCAACAUCUUUAGAAUAGCUAUGAUUUUGUAUUUAAAGCUCCUUAUCAUUCUUUAGUCAUCACAAAAUCUUAACUGUAUGUGCACAGAGGAGCUUGGAGCAUGAUGGCGAUGUAUUCUUUGGUGACAGAUACUGCCCUCAGAGAGGCACCCAUUGAUGAUGUUGACAAGUUUGUGUUAAGUUUAAGAUGGAUGGAAAAGGUGAUUUGUGAACAGAUUCUGAAAGUUUAUAUGAUGUGAAAGGGCAACAAGGUUUGAAUCAUCAUCUUAAAAAAAAUAAAAAAUAAACAUUUUUAUGAAAUCUC